Schistosoma bovis is the source of this 276-nucleotide messenger RNA. NCBI's taxonomy places the organism in Eukaryota, Metazoa, Platyhelminthes, Trematoda, Strigeidida, Schistosomatidae. The record is from the annotation of a GenBank genome assembly.
AUGACCAAUAAGGGUGUCAUUUAUUGUAUCAUUGUAUUAAAACAAUUUUUUAUUAACAAUUAUACUACUGCUAACACUACUCGUGUCACUACUACUACUACUACUACUACUACUACUACUACUACUACUAAUACUACUACUACUACUACUACUACUACUACUACUACUACUACUACUACUACUACUACUACUACUACUACUACUACUACUAAUACUAAUACUAAUACUAAUACUAUACUAAUACUAAGAUAUAUUGUUUACUUAAUUCAUGAAUAA